Molecule: messenger RNA, 1298 nt
Organism: Gastrolobium bilobum
Lineage: Eukaryota; Viridiplantae; Streptophyta; Magnoliopsida; Fabales; Fabaceae
Product: F-box/kelch-repeat protein At5g43190
Exons: 1
Coding region: 118-1248 (376 amino acids)
Molecular function (GO): protein binding
Source: RefSeq, a predicted model, not a curated record
UGCAUAAAAUAAAAAAGAAAUCUGAGUCAAUUCCUGCAACUUGUUUCUAGCUUUCAGAUGAUGAAACAUCACGCCACAACCAAACCAAAUCAAAACAUAACAUCUUUGUAAACUCCGAUGAAGAACACCAAAAACCACAACAUGACUUAUUCCCUUUCCACUCCGAGAUCGCCUCCAAUGGAUCCCAGAAUUUGGAGCAAAUUGCCACCUGAGAUCCUCGAGUACAUACUCUCUUUUCUUCCUCUUAAAACCUUCUUGAAUCUGAGAUCCACUUGCAAGGGUUUUUGGCCUCUCAUAUUCUCUCCUUCCUUCAUUUCCAAACACUCUUCUUCUUCUUCUUCAUCUUUCUCUUCCUUUCUUUUACUCUCACACCCACAAUUUCACCGCCAUUACCCUCUAUAUGAUUGCACCCUUGCCACCUGGCGCAACAUCUCUCUCUCAUUCUCUGAUUCACGUCACUCUUCACCACCCUUCAACACCCUUGUCUCCUCUGGUGGCCUCUUUUGCUUAUCUGAUUCCACAUCAUGUUCCUUGCUCGUGUGCAACCUUUUAGCCAAGUCCUCUAGAAAGAUUGAAUACCCAGGUCACUUUCUUCAUCUCGAGCAUCUUACUUUUGUUACUACCCCAUCUGGGUAUACCAUAUUCGUUCUCUGUUCUGAGUCAGCUUCAAACAAUGCCUUCGUUUAUGAUUCAAAUGUGCUUUCUUGGCGAAGAUUUGAAGGUUUUGGUCCAAUUCUCGGCGACAACCAUCACCAACAAGGCGUUUUCUUCAAUGGGGGUUUGUAUUUUGCGACCCCAGAACCGUUUUCGGUUGUGUUCUUUGAUUUGGAGAGUGGAAGAUGGGAGAGACCAAUUGGUGAGUUACCGAGUCAACUCACUUUUGUUCGAUUGGUGAGUGAUGGAGAGGGUAAAUUGUAUUUGGUUGGUGGGAUUGGGAACAAUGGAAUCUCGAGGAGCAUCAAGUUGUGGGAAUUAGGUGAAGAUGGGAAUUGGGUUGAAGUGCAGAGUUUGCCUGAUCUUAUGUGUAGAAAAUUUGUGUCCGUGUGUUACCAUAACUAUGAGCAUGUUUAUUGCUUUUGGCAUGAAGGGAUGAUCUGUAUUUGCUGCUAUACGUGGCCAGAGAUCUUGUAUUACUUGGUUUCUAGGAGGACAUGGCAUUGGCUUCCCAGGUGCCCUUCUUUGCCUUUGAAAUGUAGCUGUGGUUUUAAGUGGUUUUCUUAUGUUCCACAGCUAUAUGCUUCAGUUUGAUCGAGUUUCUCUUUAUUAUGUUUCUCCUAUUUCGGUUGUUGUAUGUAAGU